GCAAGUCGAUCAGUUUGGGUGUUUGUUACUUUAGUUGAUUUCGAAUUUAUUCAAAUUUAUUAUUAUUAAAUAUAUACAUAUAUAAAAAGUGAUUCCGGUAAAUUUACUAAUUAAAUUUGUAGCCUAUAUCAAGAGUGACGAUAAUUUGAUUGAAUCAAUAACGUUAAUAGGCAGUGCGAACUCUUGUUUUCCGGGAUUUUUUUAUAGUGACGCUCCCUUCGCAAACGGCUGCUCUUGAAUCUCUCUUCGAUUUGGAUUUCCACCCUUUGGAUUUAACCACGGAUAACCAACAAGGAAUUAACAUUAAAAAGGAGCGAAGCGUAGGAUGGAGCGAGGAGACUUUUUACACUGAAGAGGAGGAUCGACGAGGAAGAGGAAUAAAGAUGCCUGCCUCGCAAAACGCCGCGAAUGAGCGGCGAAACGACAGGACGAUCACACAUGAGCCACCAAAAUUAAAAACGACGCUCAAAACACCACCAAAACAAGCGACAAAUCCCCUUCAGUUUGUGAAGGUUGGACCAUGUUCGCUUUAUCGGACAGCACAAGAGCAACUUCAGAAAGUCCAAGAAGUCAAAAAGAUCAAACAGGAAGUGCGAGAAGAUCCCGAAGAUUGGCAGUCAAAUUUAGAUAACUGGAAGAGCAGUCGAAGGAAGCGUCAGGAACACAUAAUUGAGCGCGUGGUGGAAGUGAAAAAACUGGAAUUAGAAGAACAUGAUCGACAAAGACGACGAAGUAAAACCUUCUCGGAAAUGAUGGAGGAAAGAGGAAACAGAGGUCGAAAAUUGAGCAUGAGUCUUACGAUGUAUCACGAGGAGGACUCGAAUGAUCUCAGUGAUCUUGGAAUUGGUACCAGCAGUGGAAAGAGUUCUGUCAGUGGCGACACUCACGACGAUACGCACAGUGUUCUAAGCGACAGAGACAGUGAGAUAGAGAAAAAUCACUCGGACGUUGAUAACGCACCAGCAGAAAAUGGUAACGAUUCGGAAAAUUUAAAGAAAACGUUUGGCAAUGGUUUUCACAACAAUCACGAGUACGAUUCGGCAGCAACAGCAACGGCCAGUUCACCAGAACCAGAAGAAUACACCUAUGAGGGCGCAAUACGUGGCUACGUCUCCAGAGUCGCACAAAAUAUUCCCCGAAGGUCCCUAGCAAAUCUCGAGGUGAAACUCGAGAAUGCAAAAGCAAUGACAAACGGAUCGAAGACAAAUCUCAAUGACGAAACAAAUGGUCCAAUCGUCAAAGUCGAUAUUCUCAAGAGACGUGAAAUAUUUGAGAAACCAGCUCUAAAAAGCCCCGACAACAAAAUAAACAAUCGUCUCAGUUCCGAAUUCCCAAAUAAAACCAUCAAGGAACGUCUAUCACAUCUCGAGAAGCAAAAAAAUGAAUCCGAAUCAUUUGAAAAGAACAACAGUAAAGCUCUCAAUAGGCUCUCAGGCGACAUGCACUCGAUUCGCGAAAGACUCUCUCAUCUAGAGAAACAAGCCUCCGAACGGGAGAAAAUAAAUGACGAUCUAGAAGCAAUCCGACCACUUCGAGAGAGACUCUCAACUCUCGAGAAAUACACGAGCGAUGAAUUUUCCACACCACCAGCAAUUAAUGGCGAAUUAUCCGCGAGAUCGUUUAAAGAUCGUCUCAAUGCACUCGACACGACACGAAAUAAAGACGACAAGAGAAACUCCAAUGUGAAGCAUAAUCUCUGCUUUCGUGAGAACGACAACAGGGGCGAUAAUUCAACCCCAAGUGAGAGAAGUUCAUCUCCCGAUUCCGAGUACCGAGCACCUAGGGCUCCAUUCCACAGGAGUCUGGAUUCAUUGGACGCUGACGCUUCCAGUGGACCCGACACUUUCGAGAGGGUGCAGAGUCUCGAGGAAUUAGAUUAUAAUCGUCGUUAUCCCGCUUCUACAUCCUCUGUGGAAAUUCUCAACGAUACCGAUAGAGAGGACUCGGGAAUUCACACGGCCGAUGUCAGUUGCUCGGUGAGUCAAGCCGACGAGCCCGUUGACGAGGACGUUCUUCACAAUCACGUCGAGAGGCAGCAGGCGAUCGAGGAGAAACCCGAACCGCAAAUUUUGGAAAUCGUCGACAUUGAGCCAAAGCGUGAAGCAGAGGCGAGAAAAGAAGAGGAGUCAGAAAAGGAUACAAUGUUUACUGAGAGAGAUGAAUCCGUUUGCCAGAGAGAAGCAGUGACAGGAAUAAAGGGUACUGCUGAAACUUCUUCUGGUGAACAGAAACAGUCGUCUAAAAAUCCGCUAGUUAGUGACAAUUCCCAUUCCUCAUCCCCUCGUCCGAUCGUCUACCAAAGUCCCAAAGUUCCACCCCGGAGAACUCCUCCCGAAAUACUGAAAUUUAAACCAAAAUCCGAAAAUGUCGUUCAACCGGCCUUUAAAUUAGACAUCACGAAUGAUUUGCUCGGAAUGAAAUUUGUCGACAGUUCUGAUUCCUCACCGGCGUCGCCGCCAACUCCAACUUUUCCCACUCUACCCAAAUUUCAAACUUCCAAUCAAGAAUCAAAAUCUCCUUGCACUUCGCCGAGAACAUCAAAAAUACCAACUCCCCUACCUCGGAAAUCAAUUUCAACCCCUUCAUCGCCAUCAUCAAAUCCUACUCCCUUUUCACCCCUAUCCCCCGUCUCACCCCUAACCUCUCCCUCACUAAUUUCCUCUCUAACAUCACCGAAACUUCAUCUUCAUUCACCGAAAAAUUUGCGCAAUCUAUCAAAAACGUCUGAAAUUCCAGUGCCAAUUUCAAAUAUAACUCCUUUGAAUAAUUCCAAAUCGUCCUCAUUGGGAAAAAUUGAUUCCUCGAUUCCUUCUUCUCCUAAUUUAAAAUCGAAUCAGGUGAUGGAUGCGAGACCAGCGGAGAAACGACUUAUGGUGGUGGAUGUUUGGGAAAAGGUGGUGGUGAUUCCUCAAGGACAAACAACUGCGACGCCUCCGAUUACUCCGAUCAUCGAGUAUUUUAAAAACGGCAAAGACACUGAGGAACCACCGGUUAUCGAGAAAGCAGUGGAAGAAGAAAUUAUUUGCCAAGCGAUCAAGCCAGUCGAUCGCGAGGAACAACUUGAAGUUACUGGAACACCGGCAACAGCAUCUAAUAAUUCACAAUUGGAAAUUGUUUCCCAGAGGAAGAAGAGCGAUAUUCAAUUUGAAUCAAUUCAACAGGAACAAGAAAUUAUUUCCACUCCUCUUAUUGCUGAAAAAAUUGAGAGACCAUCAACUUUAAAUUUUGUCGAAAUUCAUUCAUCCGUUGAGAUGUUUAGUCCCAUGUCGCAUGGCUCAACUCCGAUUUUACCAUUGAGUUUAACGAGCGAUGAAGAAAUAGUAUCUGGUCUUGCCUUUCCUAUGGGUCCACCAACAAGUGUUGAACCACCGAAAGAAAAACCUCCACCGCCACCGGUUGAACUCAGCGAUGAAGAAAGUCAUCCCGUUGAGAAUUUGAAGAGAUUAAAUUCCACUCGCAGAAUAAAGAAGGAACUCAGAACCAGGCGCUCCGAUUUCCUUGGAAUUGGAGGAUUGAACGAUGACGAUUUGGAGCGAGAAUUGAUGCUAACGAAACCGCCAGACAUUGCAUCGAUUCUAGCUGAAGAGAGACGUAUCGAGCAACUUCAUCGACGUUCCUAUGAUACUGACAGCAAUUACGAGCAGGAUUCGAGUCAUGAACGCGACUCGGGAGUGGAACUUGGCCACGUGGAAGAUUGGACUAAGCAGCCAGUGAGUCCCGAUAUAUCGCAACACAGUAGGCAGAGUAGCGAACCGUUCGGAGCAAGUGUAACUUCCUCCGAGGAAGAUGAGAUCACAAAAAAGGAGCGCGAAAUUAUCGAAGUCCUUGAAAAGGAAGAGCAAUGGCGCUAUGGAAAUAGUCGUGAAUUAAAUAGUGACAUUGGAGAGAAAUUGGCCCAUAAAUUACGCGAAUUGGAGGAGGAGAAAAUGCAGUUGGAACGUGAACGCGCCCUGGAAGCGGAGGAGCAACGACGUCAGGAAGAAAUGCUACGUAAGAAUGAGGAGAAUAUUCGCAAACAAGAGGAAAUUGUUAGAAAACAACAGCAACAAGAGGAAAUUGUACAUCAAGAAGUUGCUCGAGCAGCGGAAGUGAAACGUUUAGAGGAUGAAAGAAUUGAUAAGGAACUUCGUCUACAGACACAAGAGAAACUUAAAAUUCAGACUGAAAUUAAUGACGAAAGUGAGAAGAAAAUUUCAGAAAAUCGCCGACAGGAGGAAAUUAUUGUCAGAAAUGAAGUUCUUAAAAUGAAACCCGAACAGAACAAGACAUUAAUCAAUGCGAUGGAGUUCGAUAAUCAUGAUGACGAGUUUUCAACAGGGGACGUGCUUCGAGUUGAGAGGGAACUGCUGCAACUCGAGCAGGAGGAACUUCAGCGGAAGCGAAAUAAUUUGGCGUAUCAGGAGCAAAAACAACAGCAAUUGGCACAGCAGCUUCAGGAGCAAUGGAAAUCGUUGCAGGAUGUUGCUAACGGCUCGUCGAGAAAUACCCAACAGUACAAACUUCAAACUCCAUUAAAUUACAGAUCUUCGAUGCCCAAUCUUCAAAUGCAAGAGGUGCAAAGAAGAAGACCGCCCCCGCCUCCAAUUCCUCCGGCGAAACCCAUAAGAAUAGUUGAACAACGGCCCAGGGACGUUCCAAUCAGGAACAGUAGAAUUCCAUCGGCGGAUUCGAUUCCACAGCAAGUUGAUGCGUCUAUUCGUCACAGUGCUUCGGCAACGAUGUUGGCAAAUCAUGGCGGUCAGCAAAUGACGAGACAAACACUGCAUGCAUUGAGCGCAGUUCCUCGUUCGCGAAUCGUUCAGGGCGAUCAGUGGGUUCAGAGAAGAAAAAGCGAUGUUCCACGUGCAGCCCAGGAAUAUAAUUAUCAACACUGGCUUAUUCAAGAAGCGGAGCAGAGGAGAAUUAAUGAGAAAAAUCAACGGUCACCAGUUCGAAAACCACAGCAACACGUCACAGGAACUUCUGUGCCAUAUAAUACUUCACCGCCAAGGUCAGACAGCAAACCUCUACCAGAUUCAAUUAUUCAAACACUUACGCAGAGAGUGCAAGCGAGGGCGCAGGAAAAGCCCAUUCCACCUAGACGAAGAUUAGAGCAGCCAAGUCAGGAAAUAAUCCAAAAACAGUAUGUAGUACAGCCGCAGAAAACGAAUCAAACAACCAGUAGUGUCGAGUCACAGGAGAAGAUGUUGAGCGUCUCUGGAAAGAAAAAGUGCUCCCAUUGUGGAGACGAAUUAGGCCGAGGAGCAGCGAUGAUAAUUGAAAGUCUUCGGCUAUUUUACCAUAUGGAAUGCUUCAAAUGUUGCGUCUGUCAUGUUCGGUUGGGGGACGGUCUAAUGGGAACUGACGUACGAGUUCGCAACCAUAAACUCCACUGCCAUAACUGCUACUCCAGUGAUGACGGUGUGAAAUUCAGCUGCGUGUAAAAAUAAUUAGUAGCGAGCUAAUUUAUGGAUCUAACUUGAAUAUAGCGAAUCACGGCUAUAUUUUGUAAGUUGUAGUUAACCAUUUAGUUACCUCGCCCUGGGAAAUAAAAAGUGACAGAGCCUCGCAAUGUGUAAAUAAAAGAAUAAAGAAAUUAAUUUUUUUUUUGCUCGUUUAACGAAUUUCUUGGACGACCAAACAAAUAUCGGCAAAUGCCCUCCUUUCAUUAACAUUAUUAUAUACAUUCUUUAUCAAUUGUAAAUAGCUUGUAUUUAUGUAAUUAGAUUUUAUAGUCUUUAAGGAGAAUUCGUCACAUAAUUUUUUUUUAGUUCAAUUAGAUGAAAUGGAAGUGAUGUACAUUUUUGUAUGAUAUUUUGUGAUAUUUAUAAGUUUUUUUUAGCUGAACGUAAAAUGUUCAGUGAAUGUUAAUAGCUUUUUUAAAUCUAAGGAGUAACAUUUUCAAUCAAAGUCUGUAUUAAUCAACAAUUGUCGAGAAUUUAUCAUUGUUACUCUUUUUUUUAUUAGAUAAUUUUAAGUGCUGGUUAUGUUGCACGUAAUCUACAAUUCGAAACCGUUUUAUUUUUCUCUUUUUUCUUAACAGAGGCAAUUUUUACUAAUCGACUAUUUUUUUCUUAAUUCUUAUCCUUUUUAACAAACUUCGAACCUGGAACCCUAGAUUAUAAUCCUGUGUGAAAUAUUGUACGAUACGUGUUUCGUGUUAUCACAAUGUCUAAUUUUAUAUUAGCAAUGAAAAUAAAUGUUUAUUUUAGUCAAAAAAAAAAAA
Molecule: messenger RNA, 6205 nt
Organism: Leptopilina heterotoma
Lineage: Eukaryota; Metazoa; Arthropoda; Insecta; Hymenoptera; Figitidae
Gene: smash
Product: trichohyalin
Exons: 16
Coding region: 384-5423 (1679 amino acids)
Biological process (GO): regulation of focal adhesion assembly; positive regulation of stress fiber assembly
Cellular component (GO): stress fiber
Molecular function (GO): myosin II head/neck binding
Source: RefSeq, a predicted model, not a curated record